Messenger RNA from Acanthoscelides obtectus, 4031 nucleotides. NCBI's taxonomy places the organism in Eukaryota, Metazoa, Arthropoda, Insecta, Coleoptera, Chrysomelidae. The record is from the annotation of a GenBank genome assembly.
CAGUCUGGCAACGCCGCUUUCGAACGCAUGCUCCGAUUUGCGAACUCCUCCAUUUUCUCGUUCCUAGCGGCUUUCAUCUCCAUCGUGGCCGUUGCUUUUCUCAUCGAUUAUUCGCAAACUCGAGCAGAUUUAAAAUAAUCAAUUGUGAUUAUCAAGGCUAGUGAUAACAUACACAAAGCAAAAUGAGUAAAGAUACCGCCGCUCCUGCGAUUACUUUCGAAAAAUGCACCGUUAUAGUUCUGGACGUUGCCGGCACCACGAGCUCCAACAGUUUUAUUAAGGAUACUCUCUCGCCAUAUGUAACCAAGCAAGGUGAGGAAUUUCUGAAGGAGAAAUGGGAAGACGAAACCGUAAAGGCAGCCGUGAAGCAGCUGAAGGACGACAUUUCGGAUGCUGAGGGCGCUUUCAAACUCUUGAAGGAACUCACGGAAAAGGAGGAUAGCAACGAGGGAUUGAAGACUUUGCAAGGACUGAUCUGCAAGAAGGGAUAUGAAAGCGGAGAUUUGAAAGGACACGUCUUCGCUGAUGUCCCAGCUGCCUUGGAAUCCUGGAGUAAAGCUCGUAAAGUCGCAAUCUACUCCACUGGCAGUGUAGAAUCUCAGAAACAACUGUUCUCGCACACCGUGGAAGGCGAUCUCUCUAAGCACAUUUCCAAAUACUUUGACCAAUCGACUGGAAGCAAGACUGAAUCGAGUAGUUACGAAAAAGUUGCCAAGGAACUAGAAACUAAGGCUGAGGAGGUGCUAUUUAUCACUGAUAGUGCUGAAGAGGGAAAAGCUGCCAAAACAGCUGGCAUGCACGUAGCCCUUGUAAAACGUGAGGGUAACGAAAGCCUUCCUGAAGAUGCCGCCAAGGAAUUCACCGUGAUCUCCAGCUUCAAGGAAAUAUCUUUCGAGAAUCCGUCUAAGCGUAAGAACAUUGAGGAAUCCGCACCAGCUGAGGUUCGUUCUAGUAAAAGUAGGAGGCAUAAGUAGUUAGAGAUGGUAGUGGGUAGAUAAAAAGUAUGGUAUGGAGUGGUACAGGAAAUCAUUUAAAUGCUCUUGUUUUCGUAGUGAAUGGCUUGUUUUGGUACAAGUUGGUAGUUUGAGGGGGCAUGCUUCUAUAGCUUGAGGUAGCUGUCAAUUUUAUGUUUAAACGUCCUCAGCUCAGAAUAACGUCAAGUUGCUUUUUAUCUCCGCGCCAAAAUUUCGAAAAUGAGGUUUUUUGGAUGUACGAUAUGCGACUUUGAAAAUACCGGUCGGAUUUUGAUGAAAUUUUGACACAAGGUUACGGAUAUGCUAAGGAAGAAAAAAUAUAUAGUUUUUGGAAAUCGAUCCAUUGACGACGGAGCUGUAGGCAAACGGAAUGAUAACAGUCCCUCAAACCCAGUUGUUCACGUUUCAGAAGCUUCUGAUCAUUUUCAGAUAUGUUUCAAGAGUUUAAAGUUGGGGGUGGGAGAGGGUAUAUCUCAAUAGUUUGGUGUUAGUAAUUCUGUGCACUUAUUUCAUACAUUAUAGAUUUUUUUGUAGCGUUAUGUCCUAAAAGUUUUGACACAAAAUAUUUAUCGGAUUUUUUUAAUGAAGAAAUUUAUUUAAACAGUAACUAGUUAUCAUAAAUUACGGCUCAAUACUUAACAAUACAUAUCGAAAUAUGUGGAGUGGCCCAUUCUGCUCUACCAGACGCAACUUUCUUCGAAUGCCCCUCAUGAGGUCCUGGUCGGAAUUCAUAUCAAUUUCUCAAAGUUUGUCGCAAAUUCGCCGUCUUAAUUGUUCUUCAUCUUUGGCUUCCCAGCGUCCAUGAUAAACCUUCCUAGACAGUAAAGCCCAGAAAUUUUCAAAGCUUCACCUGUCACUCUUAGCGCAAAAGGUUGUGAUACACCCCUGUUAGAAAUUGCGCACUAGACAAGGAUUUUAUCUGCAAAUUUCACUUUAUAAGGGGGAUUUUUGGCCCCAAAAUUUGCAUAUGUAUUUUAAACUUUCAUUUUUCUCCUGGUUUCAGUACUUGAUUGUUUUUUAAAAGCUUCUAAUUCAUGGUUUCAACAUUUUUGUCCAAAAUUCGCGCAUUUUCAAUUAUAUAACAAAACAUAGUAAAAUACAAAACAUAAAAAAGUGUUGCUCCACUACGCAAACAAAAGUUGAGACAAAUCUAUCCACACUUAUGAUGAGACUGCAACUUUUAUUUUCAAUGUAAGCACAGUAAUACCACUUUUGUUUCCAUAUUAUGUUCUGAUUUCAUUGUUUCAUUAUAGGUUUGAAGUAUUGCAACUAUAUACUAAUAUUCAAACACGGGUGAAGAUUGAACAAAAACGCCAAAAUUACGAACGUUGGGGGUUUAAAGAAAAACAAUAAACUGCUAAAUUAAAAAAGAAAAUCAACAUUUUUUUUAACAUGAAAUUUUAAUUAUUCUAAAAUAUAUAAAAUCAAAAUUUUCACGAUUCUGAUCAACUUGAAAUAUGUUAUUUUCAUGGCCAAAAACCCCUCUGAAAUACUCAUUUUGUUAUAGGGUGCGUCAUCUAUUACUUUUUUCUAUUUGAAAAAUGAAUACGCUUUUUACGAGGUGAAAUCGAAUUUUUUUAUUGAUAAAUGAAGGUUGUUUUAUGCCAUUUAUGUAUGAAAAAUAACAUCAAUCAUCAUCAAAAUUUUCAAUGACUUUUCCCAGAAUAAUCGGGUGUAUGGCCGCAAUUUCAGUCCGAAUAUUGCGCUUUAGGUCUUUGAAUUGUCCGGGGACCGUUCCCAUACACUUUUCCUUUCAAAAAUCCCCAAAGAAAAUAGUCAAGAGGUGUUAAAUCUUGCACGAUCUCGGGGGCCAACUGACAUCUGAAUUUCGUGACAUUAUGCGGUCUUGAAAUUUCGUGUGCAAUAAGGCGAUUGUUUGUCGAGAUGUGUGAGCCGUUGCUCCGUCUUGAUCAAACCAAAGAUCGUCGGCACCAAUAGGAUCCAAUUGUGGCCACAAAAAGUCUGUUAACAUGCCGCCAUAACGUUCCCCGUUGACGGUAAUGGCCUUUUCUUCGGCAUCUUCAAAGAAGAAUGGUCCAACCCAUAAUCCGCACCAAACAGUCACUUUUUCAGCAGGGAGAGGUUGUUCAUGAUAUUGGUGUAGAUUUUCAACCCCUCAGAAUCUGCAAUGUUGCUUAUUUACGUACCCGUUGAGGUGAAAAUGAGCCUCAUCAGAAAAGAGCACUUUGGCCGAAAAUCCGUCUUCUCUUUCCAGCAUCCAAUAAACAAAAACACGCCGCUGUUGAUGGUCUGCCGGCUUCAAUUCCUGUGUUAGUUGGAUUUUGUAUGGAUUGAGGUGUAAAUCAAUGUGUAAAAUCCGGCAUAAAGUGGUAUCACUAAUUACCAAUUGUUGCGAACGGUGCCUAGUCGAGGUGGUUGGUUGGAUCUUCUUGCACACUUUCACUCACUGCGGCUAUGUUUUCACUAGUUCGAGCUGGACGAGCAUGUUGGUUUGGUCUACGACAUUCAGCUGAACCAGUUUCCUCAAAACGAUUAACAAUCCAACGAAUUCCAGGCUCUGAAGGGCGUCCAUGUCGGCCAAAAUUAGUGGGAAGAUUCAUGAGUUGUGAUCAACUUGAACUAUGUUAUUUCCAGCGCCAAAAAGUUCGCUGAAAUACUCAUUUCGUUAUACAUAUAAAUGAAAAGCUAAAUAACGAAAGGGUGUCGAAUUUUAAAUCUGACUUAAUUCUAGUAAAUAUGUUGAUGAACCAUUGAUACUCGGCAAGUCCAAUUAGUUUAAAAUAUUUCAUUUUCUGGCCAGUAUAUUUUGUAUGAACUUUACGGAAGUUAAUUGCAGUGUUAGCAUUUCGUACCUAUUCAGAUUCAAUCCGAAUCAAAAAUAGGCAUUUUUUGAGGAAGCAUAAGUUGAUAAAUUUAAAAAUGGUCAUAUGCAGAUAAAAUACAGUUUCCUGUACUGCCCAUCCGUGAUACGUUUUGCAUGCGUAUAAAUUUGAAUUUGUAAAUUUUGUAGUUAGAUGUAGCUGUUGUGCGACAUUGCAAAGUGUAAAUAUGUAUAUUUGUUAUAAUAUAAUUUAAUAAAUAAAUAUAUUUUCUUAA